Messenger RNA from Prunus armeniaca (apricot), 492 nucleotides. The record is from the annotation of a GenBank genome assembly. Lineage: Eukaryota; Viridiplantae; Streptophyta; Magnoliopsida; Rosales; Rosaceae.
AUGGUGUCUCCCAAGCAAUCAAAGAAAAGCAAGAAAUAUAGGAAAUUGAAGAAAAACUUAAGCUUGGUUCCAGUCGAGCCUGAAGCCGCAGACUCUGACUGGUGGGAUAGUUUCUUCAACCCAAGACUUGGGGAAUAUACAGACACAGAAACGCAUAGUCGGGCUUUGCUUGUUGUCAUAGACUAUGAAGCCGCAAUCCACCUCUGGAAGGUUGACAAGUUUGACUUUGUUGUCUGCAUGAGUGCCUAUAUCGGCAUUGUUUUUGGCAGCCUUGAAAUUGGACUAGUCUUAGCGGUUUCAAUAUCUGUGAUCAGGGUACUUUUGUUUGUGGCAAGGCCAAGGACUUUUGUUCAAGUAAACCUUCCGAAUUCCAUGGUUUACAGAAAUGUUGAGCAUUAUCCCAAUGCAAGCAAUGUUCCUGGAAUUCUCAUACUUGAGAUUGAUGCUCCCAUUUACUUUGCAAAUACCAACUACUUAAGAGAAAGGAACUAA